UGUAAUUUUGUUAUUUCCUUGUUGACAUGAAGAAGCAAUAAAGUUGUAAUAUAAAAGAUAAACCGGUAUGUACUAGCUUGAUUGAGAAUAUCUUUCCUAAGCAGAGUGGGUAUAUUCUGUAAUUGCUUUGAAAAUAAAAAAGAUUGUCUUAGUAAUAGUGGAAGAUGUCAUUUAUCAGUAAAAUAAGGAUUGUGUUACAUUCUGUGUUUUAUUUUUUAUCUCUUUGCCAGUAAGUGUGAAGGUCUCCUCCGGACCAUGGAUGAAAGCAAAUGUGUUACACAAAAAUCCUGUGACCUCACCAAUUGACCUAGCCAUCUUGAAGGUCGAAGGUCAUCAAGACAAUGCUUCGUUGGUCAGCAUUGGAAUGGACACUGAUUACAGGGAAGGUUCCAGGGUGUAUGCUGUGGGGUUCCCUCUCUUUGAUCCAAGCCAAAGUUCAACGCCUUCUGUGACCUCUGGGGUCGUGUCAAAGGUCAUAAGAAUCAACCAGAAGCCAAUCAUGACCCAGUCUACCUGUGCUAUAAAUGCCGGAGCAAGUGGGGGCGCUCUUUUAUGCGCAGAGACCGGGAACCUAGUCGGUAUCAUAGCUAGCAACUCAAGAGACAGUGAGAGCGGAGCCUCAUUCCCUCAUGUUAAUUUCAGUAUACCUGUAGAAUGUUUUAGGCAUGCUAUCCAGCAGUACAUCAUCACUAAAGAUAUAUCAUGGUUUAAGGAUUUGGAGCUGAUCGAUGAGAAAGUCGCAGCAGUCUGGGCUCUAGAAGAGAAUGGCACAUACACCAGACGACUCCCUAGCAAGCUUUGAUCUUCUUGGAAGACUCCAGAAAUCGUCGACCGACUCGAAAACUAGAGCGACUCGA
Strongylocentrotus purpuratus (purple sea urchin) is the source of this 857-nucleotide messenger RNA. RefSeq names its product peroxisomal leader peptide-processing protease-like. NCBI's taxonomy places the organism in Eukaryota, Metazoa, Echinodermata, Echinoidea, Camarodonta, Strongylocentrotidae. The coding region runs from base 260 to 802 and encodes 180 amino acids. Gene Ontology annotation, biological process: regulation of fatty acid beta-oxidation; protein processing. The transcript is spliced from 5 exons. Gene Ontology annotation, molecular function: serine-type endopeptidase activity. The record is from RefSeq and is a predicted model, not a curated record. Gene Ontology annotation, cellular component: peroxisome.